AUGUUAGAUCCAAUAGGCUUAAAUGCAAUACGCAAAAAAUAUGAGUUUCAGCACCCGGGGUCACCAGCAAAACAGAUUAUCUCACAGGUGCUACCUUUUAAGCCCCACCUCAGCCAUCACGACGAAUGGGAUAUGUUAAAUAGUAAAGAGCCAACAACGGAGGAAUUAUUGACAGAUAUUAAGCAGUUACAAGAAGAAAUAGAGCUUCUUUUUCAGCGUUAUAAGCACAUAAAUUACAUGGUAAAAAUGGACUUGGAUGAAUUUUGUCACAUAUGA
Eremothecium sinecaudum is the source of this 276-nucleotide messenger RNA. Its product is annotated as HBR102Wp. The transcript has a single exon. Lineage: Eukaryota; Fungi; Ascomycota; Saccharomycetes; Saccharomycetales; Saccharomycetaceae. Bases 1 to 276 code for a protein of 91 amino acids. The record is from RefSeq and is a predicted model, not a curated record.